AUGGCUGGGUUAGAGCAUGCUGACGAUGAUGCAGUUGACGUACCAAAUCUGGAGACAUCGCCCGAAUGUGAUUUCGUGUCAACUAUCACAUCACGCAUUCAGGAAGUUUUAGCUCUAAGCCCAUUUGUCGUCAUCGAGAAAUCAUUGUGUCUGCGUCUCCUCAAAGCCCUUUCUAUUUCUUCGGUAAAUAUGAGAUGUUCAUGUCUCCGUCCAUAA
Strongylus vulgaris is the source of this 216-nucleotide messenger RNA. NCBI's taxonomy places the organism in Eukaryota, Metazoa, Nematoda, Chromadorea, Rhabditida, Strongylidae. The record is from the annotation of a GenBank genome assembly.